Messenger RNA from Rhinopithecus roxellana (golden snub-nosed monkey), 762 nucleotides. Its product is annotated as putative protein TPRXL. The record is from RefSeq and is a predicted model, not a curated record. The transcript has a single exon. NCBI's taxonomy places the organism in Eukaryota, Metazoa, Chordata, Mammalia, Primates, Cercopithecidae. The coding region runs from base 1 to 762 and encodes 253 amino acids.
AUGACACACGACAAAAGUUGGCGGAGAUGCUCAACCUCGGGGAGUACCAAGUGCAGGUGUGGUUCAAGAAUCGCCGGGCCAAACGCUCUAGGGAGCGGUUAUUCCAGCAGCAGCUCCAGCAGUUCCAGCAGCAUCCUCAGCAGCAGCAGCCCCAGCAGCAGCUCCAGCCCCAGCAACCCCAGCAGCCCCAGCAGCAGCUCCAGCCCCAGCAACCCCAGCAGCCCCAGCAGCAGGUCCAGCCCCAGCAACCCCAGCAGCCCCAGCAGCAGGUCCAGCCCCAGCAACCCCAGCAGCCCCAGCAGCAGGUCCAGCCCCAGCAACCCCAGCAGCAGGUCCAGCCCCAGCAACCCCAGCAACCCCAGCAGCCCCAGCAGCCCCAACAGCAGGUCCAGCCCCAGCAACCCCAGCAGCCCCAGCAGCAGGUCCAGCAGCAGGUCCAGCCCCAGCAACCCCAGCAGCAGGUCCAGCCCCAGCAACCCCAGCAGCCCCAGCAGCAGGUCCAGCCCCAGCAACCCCAGCAGCCCCAGCAGCCCCAGCAGCAGGUCCAGCCCCAGCAACCCCAGCAGCUCCAGCAGCAGCAGCCCCAACAGGAGCAGCAGUGACCCUGGCAGCAGCAGCAGCCCCAGGCAGGAGGCCAGAGCCCACAGAGCUCACACUGUUCCCCCUUUCCCUGAAGCCACGGCCUCUGCCCCCAGUCAGCCUGGCCCCUUGGGAAUUCUCCCAGUGGUGGAACUCAUGAUCUUCAGCCUCCACCAGGCCUGA